UUAGGAGUGGACUGUCCGACACUUCAAGCGAAAUUUGUCACGAUUUGAUGUAACCUUUCUGUUGGAUUUAUCGGCAUCUGUUUUGGAGAAGAGUUGAUUUCAGCAUAAUAUUCCGGGGGUUCCACUUAAUUACUUUGGUUCCUGCAAGCAAGAUCGUGGAUUGUACGGUCUCUAUAGACGUAACACUUCUUCCUGAUGGAUAUAACUGCCCUUUCUAGCCGAGCCAAUGCCUUUAGUAUAGAUUCACUAAUGACAUCUGGCCCUUGUCCAGACCCGUCCGUCCUCGGCGAGUUCACCCAGACCCCCACCACUGACUGCUGCUUCGAGUGGGAUGCGGCGAAGAGAGACGAAGCGGUUGGUCUUAUGGCUAAUGUAAGGAAUGUCUUCGAGUCAUUUGGUGGUGACCAUGGAUACGUUAACAACAUUGACACUGUAUGUCAACAAGCAGAUGACGGAUGUAACAAAAAUGGCCGGGGUUCUCCGGGUUCAGCCAUAAACAGCCAUCUUGGCGAGGGCGAAACGAAGCAGAGGAAGCCCCUUCAUCCCAAACUGAUGAACGUAACAGCACAACUUGAAAUGAAGGCACUCUGGGACGAAUUUCAUGAACUUGGCACCGAAAUGAUUGUGACAAAGGCAGGAAGACGAAUGUUUCCGACCUUCCAAGUCAAGCUAUACGGCCUGGACCCCAUGUCAGACUACAUGCUGAUGAUGGACUUCGUCCCCGUUGACGACAAGAGAUACCGCUAUUCGUUCCACAGCUCAAGUUGGGUGGUUGCUGGAAAGGCGGACCCGCAGAUGCCUGGCAGGAUCCACGUACACCCAGACUCCCCGGCCAAAGGAUCUCAGUGGAUGAAACAGACUGUAUCGUUUGAUAAACUGAAGUUAACUAAUAAUCAGAUGGAUAAAAAUGGACAUAUAAUUCUAAAUUCGAUGCACAAGUACCAGCCGCGGUUUCACGUGGUGUAUGUCGAUACCAAGUCAAAAACACCAGAUCUCACGCAAACGGAAAACUUCAAAACCAUUUUAUUCAAGGAAACAAAAUAUACAGCAGUGACAGCCUACCAGAACCACAGGAUAACCCAGCUAAAAAUUGCCAGCAAUCCAUUCGCGAAGGGAUUCAGGGACUGUGAGCCUGACGACUGUGUGGUGAUGGAAGCGCUGACGCUCAUUAACCCAGGACAGAGACCGCGCAAUCAUCAUAGACCGAGUUCACUGCAGAUGAACGGCGUACAACGGUCGCCGACUAGAAAAGCAGAUGAUUCAGACAAGCCCGACGAACUCACAGGGACCUUCUUCCCACAGAUGGUAACACCGACAUAUCAGACGACAUUGAAUUUCCCACCACUUCCCUGCUCCGACCAGACGACAGCAGUCUCACCGUUUGCAGACGCCUACUCCCUUGCUCAGGUAUCUUACCCGGACUACUGUAUGGCCUCGACGGCGAAGAGGCCCACGCCCUACGGCAGGCCCACCAUGGACUAUACUGGGUACCAUCAGAAGAUGAAGGGGAUGUACUCCGCCGCCAAUCUUGGAUACGCCGCAUGUGCUGGUUACGAGACCAGAUGAACACCGGGACGGGCCCCUUGUUGGGCGAACCUCAUCCAUCAAUGUUGCUUUUGCUAGUUUGCAAGAUCAAAGAGGCAACAACAUCAGAUUCUGGGAUUAGAUUCGGGCAAGCCGGGAGACAUAGCAAUAGCUUUUACAUCAGACUUUAAGAUUGUCGCACACCGCUGACAGUAAAUAGGCCUGCUACAACUCCCUGUCGAGGGCAGCAACGAUUCCAGGCGCGAUGGUUAAGCUAUAUGAACUUUUUGUGUUGAGCAGUAACAUCCUUUUUUUAUCAAACUUGGGUUCUAUUUGUUUGAGAAAAUCGAACAGCAACUCUGACUUAGUGAAUAAAUCUAAAACUAAGGUUUCUCGUUACAGUUAUGGAUAUAUCGAUGAUGGUUGAUGUCGAAUGUCGACACUGCAUGGCUUAGCACUGACAUCACUCUGAGGAAAUCAGGGGUUAUUGUUAGCUUCUCCGGUUAUCACAAAAAAGCCGGAGAAUCGAUACAACCCCUCUGACUGAUUUCCUCAGGAUUCACUGGACAAUCGAUCAACCACUACUGUCUAUGAUA
This is a messenger RNA of Lineus longissimus, 2120 nucleotides long. Its product is annotated as T-box transcription factor TBX1-like. The transcript is spliced from 7 exons. NCBI's taxonomy places the organism in Eukaryota, Metazoa, Nemertea, Pilidiophora, Heteronemertea, Lineidae. Gene Ontology annotation, molecular function: RNA polymerase II cis-regulatory region sequence-specific DNA binding; DNA-binding transcription factor activity, RNA polymerase II-specific. Gene Ontology annotation, cellular component: nucleus. Gene Ontology annotation, biological process: regulation of transcription by RNA polymerase II; cell fate specification; positive regulation of DNA-templated transcription. The record is from RefSeq and is a predicted model, not a curated record. Bases 196 to 1566 code for a protein of 456 amino acids.